Molecule: messenger RNA, 2799 nt
Organism: Alligator mississippiensis (American alligator)
Lineage: Eukaryota; Metazoa; Chordata; Crocodylia; Alligatoridae
Gene: OGFOD2
Product: 2-oxoglutarate and iron dependent oxygenase domain containing 2
Exons: 8
Coding region: 1-1047 (348 amino acids)
Molecular function (GO): oxidoreductase activity, acting on paired donors, with incorporation or reduction of molecular oxygen; iron ion binding; L-ascorbic acid binding
Source: RefSeq, a predicted model, not a curated record
AUGGCGGCGCGGGGCUCCUGGGCCUGCGCCUGCUUCUACACCGACAACGUCUUCCUGCCCCGCUACGGCCUGCACGUGCGCUACCGCGACGGGCCGCAGCUGCGCCGCGACUACGGGCCGGCGCUGAGGAGCCGCGGCUGCAGGAGCGACGAGGAUUUUACCGCGGUGCUGAGCGAGAUUGAGAAAGAAGUGCAGCGAAGGAAGCAAUUAGGUCGUGACGCCAUAGAAAGGAAAGCCAUCAUUUCACAGCAGUACAAAGCAAAGCAUCCAGAAGUGUACGUCCUCCAGGACUCGUUCCUGGCCCCCGAGUUCUUGGAAACCGUGAAGUAUUGCACAUCGCAGGCUGCAGAUCUGCAAGGCCUCCUGUGCCUCCUUGAGGCCUUCUCAGAUAAGAGGAUCUAUCGACUUCCCGUGUUCUCCAAGGAGUUCUGCCGAGUCUUCAUUGAAGAGCUGGAGAACUUUGAGCAGUCCGACAUGCCCAAAGGCAGGCCAAACACAAUGAAUAACUACGGGGUCUUAUUAAAUGAGCUGGGGCUGGAUGAAGCUUUCAUUACACCUCUGCGUGAGAAAUACCUGCAGCCUAUCACAGCGCUGCUCUACCCAGACCUGGGAGGAGAUUCCCUGGACAGCCACAAAGCCUUUGUUGUCAAGUAUGCACUACACCAAGAUCUGGACUUGAGCUGCCACUAUGACAACGCUGAAGUCACUUUAAACGUGUCCCUGGGAAAGGAAUUCACUGAGGGCAACUUGUAUUUUGGAGAUUUCCAGCAGGCUCCAAGCCCAGUGCCAAGGUACAUUGAGAUCGAGCACGUGGUAUCUCAUGGCUUGCUUCACCGGGGAGGGCAGAUGCACGGGUCACUCCCCAUCACCUCUGGGGAGCGCUGGAACCUCAUUGUGUGGAUGAGAUCGUCUGCCAUCCGCAACCAGCUCUGUCCCAUGUGCAACAAGAAACCGCAGCUGGUGGAAGCUGAGGGGUUUGGAGACGGGUUUACGAGAAGCCCAGAAGGGGACGAGCCUGAGACAGUGGAUUUAUGCUCUGUAUUGUAGCAGAGGACAAGGACUGAACUGGCCAGACUGCACCAGCUGAAGCGAGCUCCUGCCCAAUCGAACCACAGCGACCACCCCAGCACAGAGCAGGGAGUCAGACUUUACCAGCACAAGUGCAGUAGUUGGCCCUUGGCAAUGGUUAGCCCAGUUACCCAGUAUUGACUUAUGAGAGCCGCCUAUGUGUAUGCGCACUCAAGUCGUCCUCCACUGAGUACGUCAGGCUUGUUCAAGCUGCCCCAAAAGGCUGAGCCUUAAAAGCCAAACACAGACCCCGGUGUUGCUCUACAAGUGCAAGUGUUUCACUCCUUGCGGCUUCACAUCCCCGCAGAGAGCACUGAUGCUGCUGUUUCCAAACAAGCAGGAACCAGCUGCAAAGGCGAAAGAGUUGGAAGUGGAAGAGCUCUAAUGGAAGGCGAGCCGAGGCAGAAGUGACCCCUUCUGUGGGCCGUAGGGGUGUCCCUCUGAGCUGAGCACUGCUAUAAAUGUCACCAAGAGAGGAGCAAAUGCGGGAGUGCUGACUUGGGCACUGCAGCCGUCUGAAUUCCUGAAUUUGGCACUGAGGGCCCACUGCAAACGGCACAGAGACAGAUGAUCGCACGUCCCGGCUGGCUCUGGACCCAUCAGUUCAGGACAUUAAUUCCAGGCUGCAGAUCACGUACGCCAAGAGCUGAUAUUCAGGAUGCCAAAUCCCUCUGCCUUCGGUUGCCUCGCUUGACUCCACGGAAAACAAACUCUGUGUCCCAAAUACACAAAUACGCCAUUGUCAUUAUUAUGGGCCUCUUCGCUUCAUUUACUUUGGCUCCCAUGGUACCCUGUAUGAUCACUCUCAUUUGCAUAAUUAAUGAUGAUGAAGCAUCACUGUCAUAGUUUACGUGAAAAGCUUUAAUUUUAAACCUUCCCAGCAGAUCUGAAGCAUUUUGGGCUUGCUGUCUCAUUAGCGUGCAGCACUGAUGAGCUUUUUCAUUUGCAAAACUCAUUAAACCGGCAUUUUGGAAAGGGAAAACGCCGUUAGGUCUGCACGCUGAACCUCAGGCUCGGAACAGAAAGGAUUCUUAUUCCUCGCUGUUUUCUGCGUUGAGAAAACCAAUCACGGGCUCUUAAUUUCCUUCAGCCGGAAAUGUUUGCGCUUCUUAUUUGCAUUUGAAUUACCCCAAGAAAAUUAAGUUAAUGAAAGAGAAACCUGCCAGGCUGUCUGCUGCUGCCUGGGGGUGCGAAACUCAGCCUGCAAAUAGCUCAUUAAACAGGCAGGGGCUGGGGGAGUGAGCCCCUGCUCCUCCUCGCAGGCUGGCAGCCGGGUCAGGCUCUGCUCCUGCCUUUGCCCUUCAGUGGGCUCAACUCCUCAGGGUCUGCAAGUCCCCUUCAUGGCGGGGUUGCAGGGGCUGCAGACCCCGGAGGAGGCAGGGCAAGCCCCCGCCUCUGACCCCAGCCCUUCCCCUGGCAGCUCCCGGAUCACGUGGCCUGGCUCCACCGGGGGCCCAUAAAGGGGUCGGAACCAACGUGCCUGGGCCCGCGCUUCCGGCCGGGCCCCGCCCAGCGCCACACCGCGGACCGGAAGUGGGUCGGGAGAUCACCGCAGCAGCGGCGCUCGGCCCCGGGCACGGGCGUCCGGCCCCGCUCGGGAACCACUUCUGACAGCUAAAAGGAGGAGGGCACAGAGGCGGACGAGGACAUCUCCUGCCAACCCGAAGCAGGGAGGCCUGUUUGGACAGCAAAGGAGAGUUGUCUCAUGAACGGCAUAGUGGAGAUAUAGGG